AUGAAAAUAAAAUUUGUGCUGAUGUUGUUUUUAUUUUGCGUGGCAAAUGCAAAUAUACUUAACAAGGAUCCCAACAUUUUAAAAUUUAAAGCGUUUAUUCUUCGUGCACAAAAUAGUCGGUACAAAAUUUUAAACCUGCACAACAGCAGCAUUAAAAAGAUUAAAGAAAUCCAAAAGAGCAUCAAAACUAACGUUUUUGUGAGCAAGCAAAUCAAGGAUUUCUCUAAAAAAAUAGACGCCUUCAAGUUGCAGCUAAUCAGCACCCCCGCCCUCUCCGUAGUUAUUAAGUAA
Plasmodium cynomolgi strain B is the source of this 291-nucleotide messenger RNA. RefSeq lists its product as hypothetical. The record is from RefSeq and is a predicted model, not a curated record. NCBI's taxonomy places the organism in Eukaryota, Apicomplexa, Aconoidasida, Haemosporida, Plasmodiidae. Bases 1 to 291 code for a protein of 96 amino acids. The transcript has 2 exons.